AUGCUAAAAUCAUUUUUUAUUAUUUACUCGAUUUUGCAACUGUUGACAGGAACACACUGCGAUAUAUCAAAUAAUAUUGUCUCUAAAUUGCUGGUGGACAUGACAAAAUUUGAAACUAUUCAGAAGAAUUAUGACAGGAAUGGGCCGAGUGUUGAGGUAGUGAAGGUUUCACUGGAUGAAGUCACAAAUGUGGCUAUCACACUCUCGAGGAAAUUGCAAAAUUAUAGAGAAGAAUUCAAGACUUUAUUAAACCCCGAUGAUGUACUUUGGGCUAGAGAGGCCAACAAAUCAGAGACUGACAAGUCAUUCGUCCACAUACCUAUCGAUAUAUUCAGGGAAGAGAAGGACAUAAUGGAGGCGAUAACGUGGACUUCACUGCUCGAUCCACUCUGGGAUGACCUCCUCAAUACAUUCACUGAAAUUAAACUUCAAUUCUUCGGCAGCACGACUGGCGUCAUGAGAUACUUUCCUGGUGAUAAGUGGACAAGUAGAGAGCUGGACAAAGAUGAGAAGCCAAUUGAUCUGUAUGACGUUCGUAGGAGAACAUGGUAUAUUGAAGGCAUGUCAACACCGAAAGUUGUUCUCAUUCUUAUUGAUAGUAGCGGAAGUUCGCAAGGACAGGCACUUGCUCUGAUGAAGCACAUGUCAAAGCAGCUGUUGGAUACAUUGACUGAGAAUGAUUUCUUCGAUGUUCUUAAUAAAUCCUGGGAGUACAUAGAAGCCAUGACAUCGCUCGGCAUCGCCAACUUCACCAGGGCCCUUGAAAAUGCCUUCAUUCUCUUCAACAACACUGCAAGUUACGACGAGAGUAACAGGCUGUUUGGUCCACAUUGUAACAAGAUGAUCAUGCUGCUGACGGAUGGCGGCAAUGAAAAACCAGCUGAUCUUCUCAGAACAUACAAUAAAUAUCUACAAAUAAGAAUAUUUACUUACCUCAUUGGUCCCAUAUCAACACAUGCUCCUGCCAUUAAAUGGAUUGCUGAAAAAAAUAGAGGGAAGUUCUACCAAAUACCUUCAAUAGUUGCAAUCAGAUCGCAAACACAAGAUUACAUAAGGUUCCUGGCGGACUCAAAGGCUCAGUCCAACAAUUGGUUGACCAUGACCACAGCUCGAUAUGAUCAGAUGUCGAACGAUCUAGUCCUUACGUUGGUGUAUCCACUGUUCAACAUGUCACACGGGCAAGAGCGUAUGCGAUUACUAGUGGAUCAAGGUUUCACACACAUUUAA
Helobdella robusta is the source of this 1227-nucleotide messenger RNA. RefSeq lists its product as hypothetical. The record is from RefSeq and is a predicted model, not a curated record. Gene Ontology annotation, cellular component: voltage-gated calcium channel complex. Gene Ontology annotation, molecular function: voltage-gated calcium channel activity. Bases 1 to 1227 code for a protein of 408 amino acids. NCBI's taxonomy places the organism in Eukaryota, Metazoa, Annelida, Clitellata, Rhynchobdellida, Glossiphoniidae. The transcript is spliced from 15 exons.